CCGGGGAGUGUCUCCCUUGCCCGCCUGUGCCUCCUCCCUCAUCAUCACCUCCCUUCCCCCUCCUUCGCCCGCGCUUGCUGAGCGAAGUCGGGUCACUCUGGCGAACGUCGCCUGGGCAUGGCUCAGCGUUGCCUGGUCUGCUGCGGGGCCGAGGCAAGACGAGCAGGUGUGUGACCUUAAUUCUCUGUCAGAAUGGUCGUCCUUGAAAAUUCUGGGAGCUGAAGUCCACUCAUCUAGCGUGUCCUCAGAUAAGGGUUUCAUUUUCUUCUCAGAUCUCCAGGAAGAAUUGGAGAAUUUUUAAACAGAUUGGAGAACUUGAUUUAAAAGAAAUACAUUAUCAGAUGCCUAAAAAGGAACUGACUGAAUUAUCAAUUUCAGGUUUUGCUGGUAUGGGUAAUCUUCUUAAAGUCCUUACCAGAGAAAUUGAAAACUACCCACAUUUUUUCCUGGAUUUUGAAAAUGCUCAGCCUUCUGAUGGAGAAAGGGAAAUAUGGAACCAAGUCAAUGCUGUUUUACAGGACUCAGAAAGUAUGCUUUCAGACCUGCAGUCUUAUAAAGGAGCUGGACAAGAAAUUAGAGAUGCCAUACAAAACCCAAAUGAUAUUCAGCUGCAGGAAAGAGCGUGGAAUUCAGUGUGCCCUCUGGUUGUGAGAUUAAAGCGGUUCUAUGAAUUUUCUCUCAGACUAGAAAAAGCUUUGCAGAGCUUAUUAGAAUCCUUGACUUGUCCACCCUACACACCAACUCAACACUUAGAGCGAGAGCAAGCCCUAGCAAAGCAGUUCGCAGAGAUCUUGCAUUUUACUCUCCGUUUUGAUGAACUUAAGAUGAGAAACCCAGCAAUUCAAAACGACUUUAGCUAUUAUAGAAGGACAUUAAGUCGCAACAGAAUAAACAACAUGCAUCUUGACAUUGAAAGUGAAGUGAACAAUGAGAUGGCUAACAGAAUGUCCCUGUUCUACGCAGAAGCUACGCCAGUUCUGAAAACGCUGAGUAAUGCUACCACCCAUUUUGUUGUAGAAAAUAAAACGUUGCCAAUUGAGAAUACAACAGAUUGUCUAAGCACGAUGGCCAGUGUAUGUAAAGUCAUGCUGGAAACACCAGAAUAUAGAAGUAGAUUCACCAGCGAAGAAACCCUCAUGUUCUGCAUGAGAGUAAUGGUUGGCGUAAUUAUUCUCUACGACCACGUUCAUCCAGUGGGAGCUUUCUCAAAGGCUUCAAAAAUAGACAUGAAGGGUUGCAUCAAGGUUUUAAGAGAACAGCCACCAGACGCAGUUGAAGGGCUUUUGAAUGCUCUCAGGUUCACCACAAAACACCUGAAUGAUGAAUCCACUUCGAAGCAAGUUCGAGCGAUGCUUCAGUAAUGUCUCCCCCCCCCUUUGAGAAAUGGACUUUUAAAUUAUUUAGAGAAGGUGUCUGUUUACAUAAUUUAAUAGCUUGUGGUGGUGUUAGUAAAGAUGCAUAAUUUACAUGAUAUAACAAUUUAUUUCUUCCUGUUGCUGCAGUGUGUGUGGAUCUGUAUCAAUAACAUGACUGACUUCGUAAUGCACGACAUCCAUUUAUGUGCUUGUAUUACCAUUCAAAAAGUUUUAAGAGGUACCUUUUAAUUCGAAUAUAUAAAUAAUGAAAGUGUCUAUGUGCCUUUGUGUUUUGUUAUGUUAAGAAAGUUGUGUUUUGGGGAGAGGUGGUUGUUUGUUUGGGUUUUUUUUUUUGGGUGGCUGUAUGCAGAAUAACUCUUUGGGAUAAUCUCUAAACAGUCAUAACUCUUGAUGGUAUGCCUGUGAAGAUCUUGGUGCAACCAUAACCCCCCUCAGUCUCCACGUGCAUUUAACUUUUGCAACACCGAGUGCAUGUGUUGUGCGGAGCAAGGAGUGUGUUCCCGUUAGCCAGUUCUUUCUGAGACUGGUAAGACUCCUUUUCUAACAAAUUCAGCAGGGUUUUCACCAAGGCCUGCACAUGUAUAUACAAUAAUUUUGUUAAGUUUUUAAAUUUAUAUGCGUAAUGCUUGCCUUGUGCCUUUAGGCAAAUAAGUGAGCUAUGAAUUAUGGAUGUAAACCAAUGCCAGCCGAGUUUUGAUGUAGAACUCUCAGCUUAUUAAGCCAAGAUAGAAUAUGUGUAAGACUUGCACCCUUGCAUUCUCUCAUUGUAUUAUCUUCUCUUUUUUCAUUGUGAACCAUAAGCAGUGCUUCAUGGAUUAAUUAGCCAUAAUUUCUUAUCACGUCCAUACCUGGAAAUUUUCCUUCCUAGUAUCAGAAGAAGCCCCAAUCUUAAAACAGACUUCCAACUAGAGGACAGAAGGAGCAGUGCAAGGACAUAUAUGCAGCACAAGGCCUAUGUACCUCUUGACUCAGUAAUUCAAGAUAUAUGUACAUUCAAACCAAACCAGAAUGCAGGACUGCGCAGUAACCUAAUGGGAGACAAUGCUGUUGUGUAUAGUAUUGCCUGUGUCUAUGUAUGCUUGUGACCAUACCAACAGCAGCACUGAGUCAUUUUGUGGUAUAAGGCCCUUUUUUGCUGUCUUCUUCAUACUUCUAUCUUGGAAGAUUCAACCAUGACCUAUCACACCGAUUCCUUAACCAGGCACAGCACCUUGGCAUUAAUAUGUGUGCCAUUUUUGAUUUAGACCUUCCUUAAGGCCUAAUUUUUUUUUGUAUAACAUCCAGUAAAUUCACUAGGAAAAUAGGGGUGGGGGGCAGACUUUAAGAAGCUUUUAUUCUUGACAUCGUUUUUAAAGAUGUAUUUAAUAGGUGUUUCACAAUUCAAACAACUUGAAAUUGUAACUCAGCUAUCUCUGUUAAUUGUGUGUGCAUUCUACUGCUGAAAGUAAAGUGGCUCUACUCCACUCUACUUAAUAUGAGCCACAUAGUAAGAUUUUUAAUAUAAAAAAUAAAUAGUUUUAUUUGUGGCAUUGGAAGAGAACUUGGGUAGAAAGAGAUUCUCUCAUCAAACCUGGUUUGGUUGACUGCAUGGCAUGAUUAACUCUUAAUAUAUCUAUUCCUAGGAAUACAACUUGUAAAUUUUUUUUUUUUGCCUUUUCUGAGCAACAUCAUAUCUGUUAUUAUGCUAAUAUUGCUGGAGUUGUUCUGAUUGUUUCCUUUCACAGAUUCCACCUAUGUAUAAUAGAAAGAAAUAUUUCUGAACAAAUGUGAGUUUACCUUCCAGGGGCCCCAAGUCAUGCUUUCUAAACAGCAGUCAAUAGUUUUUAAUGACACUGCAGUUGCUGCCAAUUUCCUUAAGAUGGUUUUAUGUUACCCAACAAUAUUGAUUUGAGAAUGCAGCUCUUGGUACCCACAGAUCUCCUUAAGUUCAGAAAUAUGGUUAAUGUAUAACUCAAAAUACUUGGCAUAGCAUUGUGUUGAUUUUUGCAUAUUAAUCAGUUUGAACUAGCUAGUAUCUUUAAGUUGGGUGCUAGAAUCUUCCUGGAGCUGCAUUUGUUUUAAUUCAUAUUGCAGUCCUUAGACAAGGAAUUUUUUGUCUGUUUCUCUUUUGAAUGUUUCUUCUAAAUGAUGAGCUGCAGUUGUGAAAUGCUCAACUUGUAAGAUUUCUCAGAAAACAUGCUCACUUUGUACAGUAUAUGGAAUAUGGUAUUCUUAUAUGGAAUAUGGUAUUCUUAAAUCAACUCAGUUGAUUUAAAUGUAUGUCUAACUUUGAUUAAGUUUGUGCAGAUUAGCUAAAAUAAAUAUUUGUAUGUUUGUAGAAACUUGGAUCCCUCAAAAAAAUUAGGAGAUAAAAGGGCCUAAAUUGGAAAUAUCACUUUCUUGGAAACUUAGAAAUUUAGAAACCAGGGACUUAAGAGCAGUCCUGGCAAUGUUGAUUUGAACUCAUAAGGUUGUGCUAUUUGGGGUGCCAGUCUUCUAAGCCUUGUUGAAAGUUGUUUAAGACAGGUGGAAACUCUCUAUUUUUAUAUAUCUUGUUGAAUUUAUAAGUUUAUUGUGUAGAUUUGAAAUCCUCACCACUGCCAUUUUGUGAUGCUAAUGUCAGGCGCAAAUACCCAAGAGCAUUUGUUGAGUUCAAAGCACAGAAAAGUUUAUUACUGCUACCCAUAUACAAGAAUCUAGUCAACUAAUGGUCAAAGCUAAAUUGGAACUAGAUAAAGGAUCAGUGUAAUUCAUGGUGGGAAGAUGGUUGGAAUUGGUUGGGGCAACAUAAUGACUCCAAACUGAUGACACAUUUAACUCCGCCUUCCAGCUCAACUAGCUGUUCUCCAACAUUUAGGCGGGCAAUUCGUGAAUGAAGAAUCUCAAAAGUGUUGACUUCAGGUAUUGUUAAACUACAUCUUGCAGUAGGUUCAGCUACCUUGACCAAAGUAAUGUCUAGAGAUUUUAUCUCAUCAUCACGAAGCUAGCUCUGAAUGCACCCCAUUUUCCAUCUACUUAAUGCUAGGAGGAAAAUAGACAAUUGUAGCAGUCAGUUUCUCAGUGAGCACAUAUAGUUUUUCUCCCCUCUCUCUUUGUGGGUGUUUGGAUUUGACAAUUUUAUCACAAAAUAAUUUCAUUAGAUUUCAAAAUUCUAGUAAACAUUGCACAUUUUAUCACAGUACAUAGCUUGAUGAAAUGUUCCUAUUGUGCAAUCAAGCUAAUAUAUUGAAAUAUUCAUACAGAAAUCAACUAAAUCAGUAUGAUUAAAAUAAAUUCAGUUAUAGCCUGAUGCAUUAUACAGAGGUGUCCAAGCUUGGCAACUUUAAGACUUGUGGAUUUCAACUCCUGCAUUAAAUCAAACUAUUGCUUCUCACUACCCUUCUUUCUGAUAAUUAUUCAUAUACACAAAUAUACACAUGUGCUGUGUAAGGAACUUUUAUCCCUUUUCAGCCAGACUAGAACCAACUAGGAAAUGAACUGGAUACAGCUGUCCUGGCUGUUUAUUAGAUAGCAAUAAAAAAAUACCUUGCCAAGUCACUGCAGAAUUGCCUCUAAAGAAAUAUUAACAGAAGAGCUGGUGAUUUCAGCUCAUGAAAACCCACUAGCAAUCUCUAUUUGGUGGCAGUAAAAGGUGCUGAGACUAAAUCUCAGCCACAUGUAGAGAGCCAAGAGUUUAGCCACCUCUGUUUUAGAAGACCAUAUCCUCUGGAUGGUUAUUUUUGUACAUAGACAUAGUCCAGAUAAUACUGAGAAAAGGGCAAUGUUGCAAUACAGGAUUCUCCAUGAAGUGACCCUUGCUUCUUAGGGAAAAUGUCUUGAUCUACUUCAUAAUGUAUCAGAGACCGAGUUCUUCGUUUCUUGCCACUGUCCCCAUUUUUAAGUGGACAAUCCCUUUUUCUAUUUUCCUUGUAUUGCAUGUAUGGGUAAAGGAGGAUCAUGAUUGCACCAUCUAAAUGAUUGUGGAACUGGUUACCCCAGGGCUUGAUCAAGAAGAGAAGAUGGUAACCUCUAUAAAAAAAA
Notechis scutatus (mainland tiger snake) is the source of this 5375-nucleotide messenger RNA. Lineage: Eukaryota; Metazoa; Chordata; Lepidosauria; Squamata; Elapidae. The record is from RefSeq and is a predicted model, not a curated record.